ACCUGUUGAGGCUGAGCAGGAGCUGCACUUUUCUCUCAGACUCAGGAGGACCCGACCCCGUCGUCCGUCACUCUCUGACAAGCAGCCAUGGGUUCCAUGGUGUGGGGCUGCGUCACUGACUUCUUCACCUACGAGACCACCAAGUCUGUGGUGGUCAAGAGCUGGUCUGUGGGCAUCAUCAACCGGAUUGUACAGCUGCUCAUCAUCUCAUAUUUUGUCGGCUGGGUCUUCAUCCACGAGAAGGCUUAUCAGUCGAUCGACACCGGCAUUGAGUCCUCUGUGAUGACCAAAGUAAAAGGCUUUGGUUACCAUCACAACCAAGUGAUGGAUGUGGCCGACUAUGUCUUCCCCCAACAGGGCGCAGGUGUCUUCUGCAUCAUGACCAAAGUCAUCAUCACACAAAAUCAGUUUCAAGGAAAAUGUCCAGAGAAUGGACACAGGUUUAAUUGUACCAUAGAUGAAGAUUGCCACAGUCAUUUUGGCAGCAUCCAAUCCAACGGGAUAAUAACAGGUGUUUGCAUUAAAUCCUUUAAUGAGACUGUGGGUAAGUGCGAGAUUAACGGAUGGUGUCCAGCCGAGAACGACCAAGUUAAGAUCAAACCAAUGCUAGAUGUGAACAACUUCACCAUCUUUAUCAAAAACAGUAUUCGGUUUCCCCUCUUCGAUGUCACUAGAGGGAACUUUCCCUCCACAAUGACGGCCGCACAGAUCAAGAACUGUACCUACCAUCCGGACAUCAGCCCCUCCUGCCCCAUCUUUCGUGUGGGGGACAUUCUGAACUACACCGGGCAGAACGUGGCUGGCCUGGCAGACAAGGGUGGAGAAAUAGGAAUUAACAUUCAGUGGAAGUGUAACCUGGACCUGCACAUUGAAAAUUGUGUACCCAAGUACUCGUUCACACGACUGGACGCACCGUUUGCCAAGAACGCCGUGUCCAAAGGCUACAACUUCAGAUUUGCCAAAUAUUUCAAGACAGAGAACGGGACUGAGUUUCGGACACUUCACAAAGCAUAUGCAAUCCGCUUUGACGUCAUGGUCACUGGCAAUGCAGGAAAGUUUGACACAAUCCCAACACUGAUCAACUUGGUAGCUGCCUUCACCUCUGUUGGACUGGGUACGGUCCUCUGUGACGUUAUCUUACUGAACUUCUUGAAAGGGGCCGAUCAGUACAAAGCCAAGAAGUUUGAAGAGGUGUCGGAGGCUCAGAUUGAAGCCUCUCUUGCUCAGAGCCCAGGCAGCCAGCUGUCACUCAAACCUGGCAUCAAGAGCUCUUACGACUCUGGAGCCAUUUCCCUCGAAACGUGUGACCAACCUGACCUGUCAACAACAAUUUGAACAAACGGUCACCCUCCAUUAUCUCUCUCUUUCUCUUACUGCCUUAACUGAAGUGAAGACAAUGUCUGCACACUGUCCUGUUACUUGCAAUACACUCAAACUGAUGAAGGACUGAGGAUCAAAAUGCUGUUUGCUGAAUAAAGUUUAUUGCAACUAAAAGGAUAGCGUGCAGGAAUCGUCUUUUCUUCACCUAUGGACAAUUUCCUCCUACGCACCUGUAUACAAGUUUUUUAAGGUGUGCAUGAGCCUCCUCAUUUUAGUCUUCAUGCCCUAUUACAAGAGAUUCACUACACAUUUAUUGUCAGGAGCUUGCAGUUUGACUAUGGCAAGUUUUUGGAAAUGGAAAGUCACUGCCAUCUUCACAUUUUGCAACAGAAGGUUGGAGCCAGAAGAAAAGAAUUAUUGUCUUCAGCUCAUAAUAGUAACUGGAUCCUUCUAGCCAACUCUUCACCAUUUAGAUUAGUUAAAACUAAAGCCUUUUAAACUCAUAGGGAAAUAUACAGUAGUAAAGAAUGUUGUUUUAUUGUGCGCAGUUUUAAUUUACAAGGCAUUUUACAGCUACAAUAAACUGCAGCGUCCUGUUUUUCAGCCAAAAAUAUUAAAGCUGAAUAAUUUUCCUUCUCAUUUCCUGUUAGCUUUGCUUGAACAAGCCGAGAUUUUAAAAACACAUGUUCAAAAAACAGUGCUGAAAAUAAACUAUUUGCACAAUUUGGAGAAUUUCUCUUUCUUGUCAUGUCCACACACUCACCAACUGGCCUUUCUCUUUGUCCUGCGCAAAUAAAAGCACUAAAGAGUCUCCUAAUGGUGUAAAGACAUGGUCAAUGGUUACAUGUGUGUGUGCGUUAUGAGAGGGGGCUGCAGUGGGAUAAAUGCGUGUGUGGUUUGAGGUUUACAAAUGGACCAUUAUUAGUCCACUUCUGGGCGAUGACGUACAGUGGAUGUUACUGUACAGACUAAUGGACUAGUGUAAUUCAUCCUUUUCCAGUCUGAAAUGACAUUACAAUUCUCUUUUUUCUCUCCGCUUAUUUCUCAUGUUUACUCCCACAGUUUCACAUAAUUAUCUCAAUGUCUUGCUCUCUCUGUCACACACAUGGUGCACAUUUUAGUGCCUCCCCCUCCUCUCCCUUGUUUCACUAUAAACUGUGACCGGGGCACUAAUAGAUCAGCUAAAGAGCCUCUUAAUGGCUCUGACAGCGAUUUACGAGAGAAGAUAGCUGUGAAGGGAGGCCGCAGAGGAAUUGACAGCAGUUAGCCACCAAGUUUGAUGUACUAAUUUAAUCAUAUAAAUCUGUAUAAUGCAUGUAAUGGAAAUGACAGAAUAUGAUACACAGAGCCGUGAAGUACUCUAUCUCUCUGAAUGAUGCCUCUGGUCACUCUGAGGCAGGUCUGUAGCUCGUCUGCGGACAGCAUGAACAAACAGUUUUCUGUCUGCUGUAACAGCGCUUGAAGGCCAAGCAAGGCUGAGUAUGUGUGCACGCGCACACAGUUCUGCUAUUGUAGAACAUAACAGAAUCUAUAAAUGUAACCGGGAUAAUGAGGUGGGGCGACUUGAGUCACAUGACUUUACAUGAUGGCACGUUCGCCUGCUGCAGCAGGUGCUCCGUCCCCACCGAGACCUGUUUCUGUCCUCACAGUGUGCCGGUGUCUCACACACACACACACACACACAC
Messenger RNA from Epinephelus fuscoguttatus (brown-marbled grouper), 3005 nucleotides. It is a transcript of the gene p2rx3a, whose product is annotated as purinergic receptor P2X, ligand-gated ion channel, 3a. The record is from RefSeq and is a predicted model, not a curated record. Gene Ontology annotation, biological process: response to ATP; monoatomic cation transmembrane transport. Gene Ontology annotation, molecular function: extracellularly ATP-gated monoatomic cation channel activity; purinergic nucleotide receptor activity; ATP binding. NCBI's taxonomy places the organism in Eukaryota, Metazoa, Chordata, Actinopteri, Perciformes, Serranidae. Gene Ontology annotation, cellular component: plasma membrane; nuclear inner membrane. The transcript has 12 exons. The coding region runs from base 88 to 1335 and encodes 415 amino acids.